Engraulis encrasicolus (European anchovy) is the source of this 8142-nucleotide messenger RNA. It is a transcript of the gene arid1ab, whose product is annotated as AT-rich interactive domain 1Ab. The record is from RefSeq and is a predicted model, not a curated record. The transcript is spliced from 20 exons. NCBI's taxonomy places the organism in Eukaryota, Metazoa, Chordata, Actinopteri, Clupeiformes, Engraulidae. The coding region runs from base 512 to 8041 and encodes 2509 amino acids. Gene Ontology annotation, cellular component: nucleoplasm; nBAF complex; brahma complex. Gene Ontology annotation, molecular function: DNA binding; nucleosome binding. Gene Ontology annotation, biological process: chromatin remodeling; positive regulation of DNA-templated transcription; regulation of transcription by RNA polymerase II.
CUAUUGUCAUUGAUAUUGAUAGGCUAUUGUCAUUGUUUAAAUGUAGCUGGUAGACUACAUAUAAAUGUGCCUUUAACAUUCAUAUAAUUACCACAAAACAGGCCAAGUUACUGUUUCAGCAUGAAACAUUACAUGUCCUGCUCUACAUCCUGCUCCGUUGCCCUUUGGCUCCGUUCCGUGUUUUGCGUCUGACUAUGCGCCUCAGUAAAAUGGCUGUGUCUCGCGGAGCCUCGUGCUGGUUUGAUCGGUUUCUCGCUCAUACUCUCGUUCUGUAAGAGAAACCCCCUCACAUUUUGUGUCGGUUAGUUUCAUUCCCUGGAUUUGUAUUUAUUUGGUUCCAGGAACUUUUUUAUUUGAAUUGGAAUCGGGAGUGGAGGCCGGACUCGCUCCGGAGGUAGGGGGAAUGAUCCGGGACACGGGUACAUUGUUAUAAAUAAUUGUAUUUAUUCAAUGCUACACAGAGGCAUAGUGACUGACUCGCUGUGAAAGAGAGGGGGGAGAGAGGGAUAUCAUGGCCGCUCAGGUCGCUAGCGUAGCCACUCUCAACACUAGCCCGCCAUCCGAACUCAAAAAGCCGGAUCGGGACACACAAGAGGAGUCGUCAGGAAGCGAAAAGCAUGAAAAUAAAGACUCGGGACCAGACCGUGGAUCGCCGGCGCAGAAAGAACUGCAGGACGGGGCCGACGGUGGAAAUGUAGGGGGAGGAGGGGAUCCUGACAUGAAGAACGGGACCGGGAAUUCGGCUAGGGUGAACAAUAAUAAUAACCAGAAUGAUUCAGGGGGCGCUGAAGGUAAUGCUCACCCGGGUAUGGGCCACCACCACCCGGGUACUUUUCCUCCACCACCUUACGGUUACAACCAGCCCUAUAACCGAGCCCCUUUUCAUCAACAUGGCGGACAACAAAGCCCUGGCAUGGCAGCUGCAGCGGGACCGGCAGUGCAACCAGGCAGCAUGAUGGACCCAUACCCGCCUAAUUCACACGACCCUGGCUUCCACAACCACUUCAACAACUACAGUCCAUACCCAAACCGGACUCCAUAUCAGGGCCAAGGCUACGGCAUGAGUUCCCCGCGCAACAACCAGCCCCCGAGUGCUGGGGGGCAGCCAGGCAAGCAACAGCCAACUGGGGGAACUACACCUAUGGUAGCUUCCUACAACAACAAUCAGAGAUAUAACAUGGGGAACCCUCAGCCAACAUCUACCCCAACACUUAACCAGCUACUAACCUCACCAAGCCCUGCAAGGAGCUACCAAAACUAUCCUCCAAGUGACUACAACAGCCCAGAGAGUGCUAGCAAGGGACCAGUAGACAUGGGUAGCAGUAGUCAGUAUGGUGGGGGCCACCCGGCUUGGCAACAAAGAGGCCACCAUCAAUCCCCAAUGAGCCCUGGAAACUCGGGACAACCACUAAGCAGGAACCAGCCUCCAAGCCCGAUGGACCAGGCGGGUAAGAUCCGAGGACCAUACAGCGGGGCCAACCCCUACACGCAGGGCCAGGGCCCCCCCGCCGGCCAUCCACAGGGCCACCCCUACCCCGGCCAGGGCUACGGCCCUCCAGGGGCACAGAGGUACCCGCUGGGCAUGCAGGGCCGCGCGCCAGGGGGCAUGGGCUCCAUGCAGUACGGCCAGCAGAUGGCAGGCUAUGGGCAGCACGGGCCCCACGGCCCUCACGGACCCCACGGUCCGGGCCCCUACGGCCACCAGGGCCAGGCGGGCUACUACGGGCAGCAGGGUGGCCCUCCGCACCCCUCCCAGCAGCAGUCCCCGUACCCCCAGACCCCCCACGCAUCAGGACCCCCCGGCCAGCCCCCAUACUCCCAACAGCAGCAACAACAGCAGCAACAGCCCCCAUCCGCCGCUCACGGGCCCCACGGGGCCCCACACGGCCCUCAGUCGGGCCCCUACGGCCAGGCCCAGGGCCCCAUGCAGGGAGGAGGGCCCCAUCCGCAGCAGCAGCAGCAGGGCCAGUCCCCGUACCCGCACGGCCACCCUCACGCCCACCCCCACUCGCACCCGCACGCGCAGCCGCCCCAGGGGCCCCAGUCUGGGCAGCAGCAGCCUCCGUACGGCCAGGGGCAGCAGCAGGGGCCACCCCAGCAGCAGGGGGGCCCUCCGCAGCAGCAGCCGCCGGGCGGAGGCAGCCAGGGGCCACAGGGUCCACAAGGGCCCCAGUCGCAGCAGCAGCAGCCUGGGUAUCCACCUCAGCAGCAGCAGGGCCCUGGCCAACCACCCAGUCAACAGCCUUCUCAGCAUCCACAACAGCCACAAACACCAUCACAGCAGCAGCAACAGUCACAGCAAGCUCAGCAAGGACCCGGUGGUCAGCAGCAACAGCCAGGCCCGCAGCAAGCGCAACAGCAACAGCAGCAGCAGGCGUCGGGUCCUCCGCAGGCAUCCCAGCAGGCCGGUGGUCAUGGGCCGGGGUCGCAGGGCCAGCCGUCGCCCUACUCCCAGACGCCGCCGUUGCAGCAGCAGCAGUCUCCUUUCCAGCGCUUCGCACCGCCAUCACAAGUCAAUGAGUUGUCCCAGGACUCCUUCAGUUCCCAGUCUAGCGGUCCUCCCGCCUCGAAUCAGCCCCUGGCCUCCAGUAAGGGGGGGCAGGAGGACAGCAUGCAGGGACGACCCUCCAGCCUGCCGGAUCUGUCGGGCUCCAUCGACGACCUGCCCACGGGCGCGGAGAGUGCGCUCAGCCCGGGCGUGAGCACGUCGGGCGUGUCGAGCAGCCAGGGUGAGCAGAGCAACCCGGCGCAGUCUCCCUUCUCGCCGCACACCUCGCCCCACCUGCCGGGCCUGCGCGGGCCCUCCCCCUCCCCCGCCGGCUCCCCCGCCUCGACCUCGGCCUCGCGCUCCGGACCCCUCUCGCCCGCCGCCGUGCCAGGGAACCAGAUGCCUCCGAGGCCCCCCAGUGUGCAGUCGGAUGGCAUGCUCCAUCAGCCACCCAUGGGGCAGGAACGAGUGUACAUGCGUAACCCCCAGAUGCCGCCGUACAGCUCCCCCCAGUCAGGCUCCGCCUUAUCGCCACGCCAGUCCUCUGGAGGCCAGAUGCAUGCUGGGAUGGGGCCCUACCCCCAGAACAACAACAUGGCCAACUACGGACAGCAGGGAGGACCCUACGGUGGCCCGCAAGGCUACCCUAGAGGCCCCGCUGGCUACGCCGGCAUGCCCAACGCCAACUACUCCGGCCCGGGCAUGGCCGGCUCCAUGAACCCCAUGGCCGCGCAGGGCGGAGCCGGCGGGCCGUACGGAGGCAUGCCCCCCGGAGGGAGGAUGGGCCCGGGGCAGAUGGGGCAGCGCCCGCCUUACGGCCCCGGCAUGGGCGGCCCCAACAUGCCCGGCAUGCCGCAUCCGGUGGCCUCGGGCAUGUGCCCGCCUCCGGGCAUGAACAGGAAGCCACAGGACCCGGCGGCCGCCGCUGCUGCUGCCGCCGCUGCCAUGCAUCACGGCGGUCCACCCAGCAACUCCAUACACAGGCCACCAGGCUACCCGCAGGGCAUGCCGCAAGGCAUGAUGGGAGGUGGGUCACCGUACUCGGCGCCCCUGAACAGCAUGCAGGGGAUGAUGAACCAGGGAGGGCCCUACCCCAUGGGCGGCAACAUGGCCAACAACAACAACCCAGGCAUGGCUCCCAGCCCCGAGUUCGGCAUGGACAAGAUGAACCAGGGCCAGAAGAUGAACAACAAGGUGGACGGCACCCCCAAGCCCGAGACGACGAAAAAGAAGUCCAACUCGUCUACCACCACCAACGAGAAGAUCACCCGGCUGUACGAGCUGGGGCCGGAGCCGGAGCGCAAGAUGUGGGUGGACCGCUACCUGGCGUUCGCCGAGGAGAAGGCCCUGGGCAUGACCAACCUGCCCGCCGUGGGACGCAAGCCCCUCGACCUCUUCCGCCUCUACGUCUCAGUCAAGGAGAUCGGCGGACUCACACAGGUGAACAAGAACAAGAAGUGGCGUGAGCUGGCGACGGCGCUCAACGUGGGCACGUCCAGCAGCGCGGCCAGCUCGCUGAAGAAGCAGUACAUCCAGUGCCUGUACGCCUUCGAGUGCAAGAUCGAGCGCGGCGAGGACCCCCCGCCCGACAUCUUCACCACCGACCCCAAGAAUAAACAGGCCAAGGUCCAGCCGCCCUCCCCAGCCGGCUCAGGCUCUCUACAGGGUCCCCCGACCCCCCAUUCCGGGACCGGCUCCAUGACGGACAGCGGAGACAUGAAGCCGCCCACCCCGGCCUCCACCCCCCACCCUCAGAUGCCCCCCAUGGCUGGCGUCAGGAGUGUGAACCUCUCGGAUCCGUUUGCGGAUGGCAACGACCCAGCCUUCCCAAGACGGAACUCCAUGACACCCAACUCUGGCUUCCAGCCCGGCAUGGGUGGCCCAGGCAUGGGCAUGGGGCCCUACGAGCCCAACAAGGACCCCUUUGGAGGCAUGAGGAAAGCUGGGGAGCAGUUCAUGGGUCCAGGCCAGGGCCCCAACCCUGCCAUGGGGGAGCAGUACAACCGCGGAGGACCCCCCGGAGGACCCAUGGGCAAUAUGCCGAUGGGACAGAGGCAGCAGUACCCCUACGGUCCGGGCUACGACAGAAGACCAGAGGCUGGCAUGGGCCCUGAUGGUGCCAUGGGCCCCGCGGGCUCUCAGCCCAACGCCGACACGGGGAUGUACUCGCCCAGCCGACCCCCACACCAGCAGAGGCAUCCAGAGUCCUACGGUAACCAGUACCCUGGCCAAGGCCCGCCCCCUGCUGGCGGAUUCCCCAAUCAGCAGCCAGGAAUGUAUCCACAGCAACAACCUAACUACAAGCGUCCGCCAGUGGACGGUGCGUACGGCCCGCCUGCCAAGCGGCACGAGGGCGAGGGCUACAACGUGCCCUUCAGCGGUGGGCAGCCAGGAGGACCCCAGGGUUCCCAAGGACCACCCCAGGGCCCGUCCAACGCCCCCCAGUCCCAACAAGAGAUGUACAACCAGUACAACCAGUUCCCCGGGGCCGAGCGUCGGCCAGGUGGCCCGCAGAACCAGUUCCCUUUUGGGUUCGGCCGGGAGAGGGGUCCCCCGACUGCAGGUGGUGGUAGCGGAGCUGCAGGCGGCCCUCCCAACGCCGGCCAGCCCUCCAUGCCGCCUCAGAUGAUGGGUGGUCCCUCCGUGCCCGACGGCCCCCAGGGACCCAUGUGGCAGGGCCGCAACGACAUGAGCUACCCCAACUACCCCAACCGCCAGGGGCCGCCCGGGAUGCCAGGCCAGGGCCCGGGGCCAGCGGGCUACCCGGGCAUGAACCGCGCCGAAGACAUGAUGCCCUCGGACCAGCGGAUGGGCAACCACGAAGGCCAGUGGCCGCCUCACAUGAACCAGCGCCAGCCCCCUUACGGGCCCGGCGGCCCAGCCGGCAGUCCGGCCGUCUCGCGGAGCAUGCAGCCGGGCUUCCAGAACCAGAACCACAUUCCACAGGUGUCCAGCCCGUCGCCCAUGCCCCGGGGAGGGCCCAUGGAGAGCCGCACCUCGCCCAGCAAGUCGCCCUUCAUGCAGCACCCGGCCGGGCCCCCCGGCAUGAAGAUGCAGAAGGUGGGGCCCCCCGUGCCCGCCUCGCACAUCGCCCAGCCGCCCAUGCAGCAGCCACUCAUCCGCAGGGAUAUUGCGUUCCCCCCGGGCUCCAUCGAGGCCACCCAGCCCCUGCUCAAGCCACGACGCAGGCUCACCGUCAAGGACAUUGGAACACCAGAGGCAUGGCGCGUCAUGAUGUCUCUGAAGUCAGGUCUGUUAGCGGAGAGCACGUGGGCCCUGGACACCAUCAACAUCCUACUGUACGAUGACAACAGCAUCUCCUCCUUCAACCUCUGCCAGCUUCCUGGUUUCCUGGAGCUGGUGGUGGAGUACUUCAGGCACUGCCUGAUCGAGAUCUUCGGCAUCCUGAAAGAGUACGAGGUGGGCGACCCGGGCCAGCGCACCCUCAUCGACCCAAACGCCGUCGACCCCGCCUGCUCCGACGACGAGUUCCCGCUGGAGAUGGACGAUGUGGACGAGGACGAAGAGGAUGAAGACGAAGAGGAGGAGGAGAAGAAAGAAGAGAAGGAGAAGGACAAAGAUAAGGAAGAAGUGUCAGAGGAGGAGAAAAUGGAGACGGAGACCAGCACCGCCACGGACACCAAGGUGAAGCAGGAGAAGGAUGAGGAGGCCACGGAGUCCGCAGAGAAGAAAGACUCCACGGUGAAAUCCGAAACGACGGAGGAGAACAAAGACAAAGACAAAACGAAGGAGUCAUCCUCAUCAUCGUCGAGGAAAGCAUCCCGCGCAUCCAGCCCCUCAGCCCAAGAUGCCAGCAGCAGUAGCAACACCACCACCACUACUACUACCACCAACACCACCACUGCUACUGCUAAUGCUACAGCUACAGCUGCUUCAACGGAGAGAGCCAAGCAGGCCAGCAAGUUCGACAAGCUCCCCAUCAAGGUGGUGCGGAAGAAGAACCCCUUCGCGGGCAGCAGCGCUGCUCGGCUGGGCCGGCGGCAGGCCUUCGACAGCGGUCUGCUGCACUGGAGCGCUGGCGGCGGAGACACCACCGACCACAUCCAGACACACUUCGAGAUCCGCACCGACCCCCUAGCACGGAAGCGGCCGCAGGCUACAAACGCCGCCACUCCAAAACAAAAGAAGGCAACGGAGGAGGCAGAAACCACCGCCACCAUGGCAACGACCUCGGACCAAUCGGCCUCGACGGUAGAGCAGUCCAGCGAGGGUUCCUCUGGGAAAAAGCCGCAGGCCGAAGAGAAGUCUGAGCGGCAAGAGCAGCAGAAGAAUUUGUCAGCGGCAGAGGCGACCGUGAACGGCAAAGACAGAAGUCCCACCCCCACUACGGCAAACACAGACGGCGCCGCCACCACCGUCUCGCGACCCGUCAUGACAAACGGCCCGAGCAGCUCCGCCGACGACACGAAAGACACCUCAGGAACGGCGGCUUUCCUGCUCAACCCCGGCCGGACGAAGUCCACCCCCUCCGCCGCCGCCCUUGGCGCGGCAGCCAGCCGAAUGCGAGGGGGCGUGCUGGAGGACGAGCCCCACAGCAAGGACGAGACUCCGUUGGCCACGCUCUCCGAGUGGCAGGACUCGUUAGCGCGCCGCUGCGUCUGCAUCUCCAACAUCGUGCGCAGCCUCUCCUUCAUACCCGGCAACGACCACGAGAUGUCCAAGCACCCGGGGCUGCUGUUGGUGCUGAGCCGGCUGGUACUGUUGCACCACUGGCACCCGGAGCGCAAGCAGGCGCCCGUCACCUACGAGAAGGAGGAGGAGGAGGACGAGGGCGUGAGCUGCGAGCGCGACGAGUGGUGGUGGGACUGCCUGGAGACACUGCGCGAGAACUGCCUGGUGACGAUAGCCAACAUCUCGGGCCAGCUGGACCUGUCGCGCUACCCCGAGAGCAUCUGCCUGCCGCUGCUGGACGGCCUGCUCCACUGGGCCGUGUGUCCGUCGGCCGAGGCCGUGGACCCCUUCCCCUCGCUGGGCCUGGGCGGCGACCUCUCGCCGCAGCGGCUGGUGCUGGAGGCCCUGAGCAAGCUGAGCAUCCAGGACAACAACGUGGACCUGAUCCUGGCCACGCCGCCCUUCGCCCGGCUGGAGAAGCUGUUCGGCAGGCUGGUGCGGCUGGUGGGCGAGCGCAAGGUGCCCGUGUGCCGUGAGAUGGCGGUGGUGCUGCUGGCCAACCUGGCGCAGGGGGACAGCACGGCGGCGCGCGCCAUCGCCGUGCAGAAGGGCAGCGUGGGUAAUCUCCUGGGCUUCCUGGAGGACAGCCUGGCCGCCACGCAGUUCCAGCAGAGCCAGGGGGCGCUGUUGCAGCAGAUGCAGCAGCAGCAGCAGGGCGCGCCGCCGUUCGAGCCCACCAGCGUGGACAUGAUGCGGCGGGCGGCCCGUGCGCUGCACGCCAUGGCCAAGGUGCACGACAACCACUCGGAGUUCACGCUGUACGAGUCGCGGCUGCUGGACGUGUCCGUCUCGCCGCUCAUGAACUCGCUGGUGUCGCAUGUCAUCUGCGACGUGCUCUUCCUGGUGGGACGCCACUCGUGACACCUGUGCUGCUCCUCCUCUUCCUCCUCAUCCUCCUCCUCGGCUAAGCAGGUGGUGGCACAUCCGGGUACGGGUUCUGGGUUCUGUCGGUCAGACGGGUC